This is a messenger RNA of Chara braunii, 8592 nucleotides long. The record is from the annotation of a GenBank genome assembly. Lineage: Eukaryota; Viridiplantae; Streptophyta; Charophyceae; Charales; Characeae.
UCCCGGCAUGAAACCUGAUGAAUUAGUCAAUCCUGGCUUGUGAUUAUUUAAAAACAAUACAAUAAAACAAGCAGAGGCCAGCCGCGAUGGCUAUGCUGUGGCAGAAAACAAAGGAAGGGGUAGAAACAGGGUGCCUAAGCCGGCAUGGUGUCAUAGGCGGGGGAAAGGACGGGAGGUGUGGUGGUGAGGGUGGUGUAAGUGCAGGAGGAGCUGCCAGUAGGGGUGGCAGUUGCGUUGGGGUGAUGGGCAAUGGGGAAGAAGGGAGGGGUGGUGGGUGGGGUGGUGUAAGUGCAGGAGCAGCUGUCAGUAGGGGUGUCGGUUGCGGUGGGGUCAUGGGCAGUGAGGAAGAAGGGAGGUGUGGUGGUGAGUGCGGUGAAGGCAGGAUGGUUCUUCGCCCUGGUUUGCAAAUGGGUGGACCGGCAGCAGAAACAAUUCUCGGGGAGGAUGGAAAGCCCAAACUGCGGCAGCUGCUUGGGAUCCCAGUUCGGGAGCCGAUUGCUCGACCGGCAAAGAGGACCGAUUACAGAGUCGCUUAUGCACAGACCGAGACACCGUUGGUGAUUGACAACGGCACAUAUCACUGCCGAGUUGGAUGGGCUGGGGAGAAGGAACCAGUUCUUGAUUUCAGAAACCUACUAUUCAGGCCACGUUCAAAAGCGACUGGAGAGCCAGUGAACAUAGUGGGGGAUUAUGAUGCCCUUUCUGCAAAAGGCUAUGACCUUCCCAGGGCAUCUGUGCGCUCAGCUUUUGACGGAAACGUUGUGUAUCAGUUUGAGACCCAAGAAACAAUCUUGGACUAUGCAUUUGACAGGCUCGGGAUUGACGGUGGCAGAUUGCUGGACGAGUUCGCCGACAUCUUCGAGUCACCUACCGGUGUGGUGCCGGAUCGGCCGAUCUCUCACGAGAUCAUCCUUGAGGCCGGUGCCGUGCCGCCGAAAGGUUGCAUCUAUCGGAUGAGCAAGGAGGAGCUUGAGGUCCUUCGCGCACAACUCGACGACUUGUUGACCAAGGGCUGGAUCCGCCCUAGUAGCUCCCCAUAUGGAGCACCAGUUCUCUUCGUCUGGAAGAAGAACAAGGAGCUACGAUUGUGUAUUGAUUACCUCAAGCUCAACGCGCAAACCGUCAAGAACGCGGGGCCUCUCCCUCGCAUCGACGAUCUUCUUGAGCGAUUGGGCGGCGCAAAGUAUUUUUCUAAGUUGGAUUUGAAACCGGGAUAUCAUCAAAUCUCGAUCCGGCCGAUUGAUCGCUACAAAUCCGCGUUCAAGACGCGGUACGGGCAUUUUGAGUGGGUGGUCAUGCCUUUUGGCCUCACCAACGCCCCGGCAACCUUUCAAGCGGCAAUGACCAACGAGUUUCGUGCAAUGUUGGACCGGUUCGUGCUGGUCUACUUAGACGAUAUUCUCGUCUAUAGCUGGACAUUGGAGGAUCAUCUUGGCCAUCUUCGACGAAUGUUGGAGACGCUCCGCCAUGCCAAGUACAAGGCCAACCUCGACAAGAGCAAAUUUGUCCGGCAAGAGCUGGAAUACUUGGGCCAUUUUGUCACACCGGAGGGCAUCAGUCCGCUAUCGGACAAGAUUCAAGCCAUCCAAGAGUGGCCGGAGCCUCGGAACGUCACGGAUGUCCGUUCGUUCCUUGGCCUUGCCGGCUACUACCAGCGUUUUAUCAAAGGCUACUCGAAGAUCGCGGCCCACUUGACCAAGCUUCAAUGUGAGGAUCGGCCGUUUGACUUCGGCGAGGAGGCGCGAGAAUCAUUUUUGGCUCUCAAAGCCGCGCUAUUGUCUGCGGAGGUGUUGCGCAUAUACGACCCGCUUUUGCCUACGCGCGUUACUACGGAUGCAUCCGGCCAUGGCAUUGGUGCCGUCCUCGAGCAACAUGAAGGUGUGGGCUGGCACCCGGUCAAGUAUUUCAGCAAGAAAGUGCCCGUCGUACAUUCCAUUGACGAUCCACGCAAGAAGGAGCUCCUCGCCUUCGUCCAUGCGCUCAAGCGGUGGUGGCACUUCGUCCUUGGUCGAAGCCAGUUUCGAUGGGUAACAGACAACAAUCCGUUGGUCUUUUACAAGACCCAAGACACCGGCAAUAGAACCAUCGCUCGAUGGAUGGCUUUCAUCGAGCAGUUCGACUUCUUCCCCGAUCACAUUUCCGGGAAGUCGAACCGUUUUGCGGAUGCUCUUUCACGGCGUCCGGAUCAUUGUACCGCGGUCUACUCAACCUUCGAGAUUGACGAUGACCUGAGGAACAACUUCAUCCGCGGGUACCAAGUAGACCCCGAGUUCCGCGACAAGUACGCGAAUUGCUCCUCUCCUAAUCCGGCGCCUUCUCACCACCGAAUCCAAGACGGGUACUUGCUUGUCCACAUGCGGGGGAAGGACCUUCUUUGUGUACCGAGUGAUUCUCACUUGCGUACACGGUUUCUUGUCGAGUUUCACGAUACUCCCGCCAUUUGGAGUCAAUCGCACGAUUGGCAGACUUCGCGAGCGAUUUUGGUGGCCCGGCCUUCUCGGCGACGUCACACGCUACUGCGAGUCAUGCGAGGUUUGCCGACGCUGCAAAUCCCGCAACCAUCGUCCGUACGAGUAGAGGCGCAGGUAGGAGAUGAGGUGGUGGCCAUACCUGCAGCGGCGGACUUACCUGAGCGCAUAGCUGGACGACGUGCCAGCGACCUGCACACAGACAUGCCGAGGCAGUUAGUACAUGGCAGCAGUUCCCUGCAGGUAGCCCAUCCUGUAUUGAUAACAGAGUGUCCUGGAAACCCCCUUUACUCACGAAGCAAAAUGGCAGAGCUUAUGUUUGAGGCCUAUGACGUGCCAGCUCUAGCUUUCGGAGUUGACGGUGUUUUCAGCCAUGUGCAUAACAGAAGAAAGGGUCUGUGUGGUGAUGAUGGAUUGAUUCUCAGCUUGGGACAUUCAGCAACUCAUGUCAUUCCAAUGGUGGGUGGUGAGCCCCUUUGGAGUGCGUGCUGCAGGGUUCCGAUUGGUGGUUUUCAUUCGACGGAUUUCCUGAAAAGAACCCUCUGCUUGCAAUUCCCACAACACAUAAUGGCAUUGACAUGGGAGUUGGCGGAGGAGCUGAAGAAGGCACACUGUUACGUUGCAGAAGAUUUUCUAGAGGAACUCCACAUCUACCAGCGACUCAGCAGCAGGACGACUCCAGCGGCAUCGAGUACAGCAUUGACGGUACCGGGUACCACCGGAGUUCUUCCCGCAUGCCCGGUCCAAGGGGCCGGUGAGCCGUUGGCAGAUUACCUACAGCGGGUACAGGCAUUCACCGAUGCCGUAGCAACCGCAAAGGCACAGGAGGAAGCAGAGGCGGAACGUCAACGGCUGGCCAAAGAGGCGGCAGCCCAAGCUCAGCAGACUGCUGAGGAUGACGCAGCAGCACGGGACCAACGGAAUGCCGCCAGCACGGAAUCCCUGAUUCAUAAUGAGAAUCAGUGGACAACGAUCCUCGACGGCAUGAUCUUUGUGCCUUCGGAAGAGCAGGCAGAUCCGACACCGGCGGAGGCAGAGAGGACUCACCUGGCUAACGUGAUGUUGACAAUGAUGCGAGCGAUCAUGUGGAACAAUACGAUGUUAGCAGUACAAAUACACGAAGGCAGACAGCUGCAACAGAUUCAGCAAGAGGAUUUUGCAGCCUUGUCAACAACUGUUCGCACUACCGCCACACAUCAGCAACAACAGCAACAGCUGUGGAACACCACCACCGCACAUGUCAGCAGCAUCGAGGCUAAGGCCGCAGCAGCGCCAGGCUGCACGACAGACGAGACGAAGCAACUCAACGGGCGCAUCGAUCACGUCGUSAAGCUCAUCGGCGACAUAGGUGUUUUCAAUGGGCCGGACACGAUCAGUAGCACGGUAGCCGCCAUCAAGACGGACAUCACCAAGCUACAAACGAGACCGGACGCCGCGACGAAGAGUUACAAGAUGCCACACUUCGACAUCAGCAAGUUCGACGACCACAACAAUACGGACGCCUUGGCAUGGUGGCAACGUUUCCUUACGGAAGCAUCCUGCCGCACUGUCCCAGACGACUACAUGAUGAAGGCGCUAUACUUACAGCUGAUUGGAGGAGCGCAGGCAUGGAUGAACCACCUGGCGGCUACCCACACAUGCACCAUCGCUGAACUUCACACGCACAUCACGUGGAAGGAGUUCGAGCAGCUAUGGUUCACCUGGUUCAUGGUCCGCAACGUUGUGAAGGCGGCCAUGAACGAGGUGUACACCUGCUCUCAAGGAAUUUGCCACCGCAACAAGGGUCGAUCUCGAGUCGCCUUCGGUGAACUGAAACCAUUGCCGAUUCCGCGGGCACCGCGCCUCUCCAUUGCUAUGGACGUGACAGGCCCGUUCCCCCGCGAUCGCCACGGCCAUGACGGUAUUCUCACGGUCGUUGACCGUUUGAGCAAGUAUGCUCGCUUCCUUCCUUGCAAGUAUCAUGUUGCAGCACCUGAGCUCGCACGACUCUUGCACACCGGUUGGAUUACCAACCAGGGUGUUCCGGAAGACAUAGUGAGCGACCGAGAUACUCGCUUCAUGUCAACCUUUUGGACUUCCCUCAUGGCUGAGUCCGGUACGCCUAUGAAACCAAGCUCGGCUCGGCACCCGCAGACGGAUGGCCAGACGGAGCGAGCACACCAAACCGCUCAGAUGAUGUUGCGUACGCUCAUUCGUCCCGACCAGAAAGAUUGGGUUGACCGGCUUCCCGACAUCGAGUUCGCCUAUAACACUUCGGUGCAUCCGGCGAUCUGCGUCACACCAUUCGAGCUACAUCAUGGUGGAGAGAAAGCRCGGAUUUUCGCCGAUCUCCUUUUACCACAGGCUGCCGACAUAGACGUCCCUUGCUCUCCCGCUUCCGUUCGGAAGUACCGGGAAUUGCUGAUCAAAGCCCGCGCAAAUAUGCAAAAGGCUCAGAUCCGCAUGCAGCAGCAGGCUAACCGACGUCGACUUCCAUGUCCUUUCCGCGAGGGAGACCUUGUUUGGGUCCUCUCGGAGGAAUUUGCGCUCGAGCAGGAUGUUUCGCGCAAACUCCUUCCGAAAUGGUUCAGACCAUGGGAAGUCACUUCUGCCGUUGGAGACGACCCCGCAGGUCCUUCCUUCGUGAUCAACAUCCCUCCGCACCUUACAGUGCAUCGGGUCUUCCACGCAUCAAAGCUGGCCAUCUACACGCCACCUUCAGAUGACGAGUUUCGCGGACGUCGAUCACAGGAUCCGCCCUCCAUGGACGGACAUCAGGAAGUKGACCGAGUCAUCACGCACCGCAAGUAUGGCAACAAGCCAAUGCAGUACAAAGUCACAUUCAAGCAAUGURCRCCUGAYGAUACUCGGUGGAUCUCUAGUGCAGACUUGCAGACUUCUGCACCCCUUAUCUUCGCCAACUAUGAGAAGACACGACUUGCCAAGGCAGCAGCUCGUCCCACCCGACCCAUCCCGGAUUCAAAUGCAGCAGAAGCCAGUGGGAAAGUACGGUGGAUACAGCUCCCCUGGAUGCCUUUGCUGGAGAAGGAAGAACCCACAGAGGAAGCACUCAAUCGUAAAGCGGCUUUGAGGGAGAAGCAGGGGCAACGUCUUCGGGAAUUAGCAGCUGCGAAGAAGGUGGCCAAGGUAGCACAGUUAGAGGCGGAGGUAAACAGCAUGGAGCAGCUGCUGCAGAGCAUCUCUACAAUGUCAGAGAGUCAAGGGAACUCUGUGUUGUCAGACGCAGGGUACGGCAGCAAGGCAGAGCUCCAAAGCUGCCUUUCAAAAAGUAUCGCGACGCUGCGGAAGACAAAGGGCGAACCUGUGGAGGAGGAGGACAAAGGCGCAGAAGACCCGGCAACCACCAACCCUUAUCCCCUGCUUGACAUUCCAGAUCAGGAGCUCACACCUGAGGAGUUGAAGGAAAAGAAGAAGCAAAGAUUUCUGAAGAAUGCGUCAGAGGGGAGAGCACGUGCAAAACAGAGAAAAGAAGAAGAAAGGAUGCAGAAGGAAAGAGAAAGGGAGCUUGAAGAAGAGAGGAGAAUAGCCAAUCCCGAACAGUAUCUGGAAGAGAUCAAAGCCAAAUACGUUGAGCUGCUGGAGAAGAGUGAGCAGAGAAAGAAGAGAAAACUGGCAUCGGGGGGAAACAGCUUGGGAAUUGCACCCAGCGGGAGAGGCGAGAGACUUACAGCAGCACAGAAGGAGAGAAUGCGUCUUCUUACGACAGCAGCAUUUGACAAAGGAAAGGGUGAAGACACAUUUGGUAUGCAUGAUGCUGACUGGCUUUUAUACAAGAAAAUCUCAAAGGAUGGCGACGACAUUGACGAGGAUGCAGAAGAAGAGGAGGCUGAACUUGCUCGUUUGGCCGCCCGGCUCCAAGAAUUGGGUUCCUCUGCUCCAUCUCUAGUGUCAGCCCCGGGCACAAACACCACCCUACCCUCUGCUGGAACACUUGUAGCAGGGGCAGGGCCCCAAGGGGGAAUUUCAACUGGCGCUCCAUCAGUAAGGCGUCGCCUUCAAGCAGAAGACUUCCAGAUUGCUCUCGGAACCGAACGAAUUCGCGCAGCAGAGCUUGUCUUCCAGCCUUCAAUUAUUGGACAAAAUCAGGUGGGCGUCGGGGAAGCUGUGUCAGCCGUGCUGCAACGUGUACCGGGCAACCUGCGGCAGCGAGUUGCAAAUGGUGUAUUUCUCAUAACUGGAGGUGCAUCCUUAAUGCAAGGGAUGGAAACCCGAUUACGAGCUGAGAUUCGCAAAGUGCAACCGAUGGACACAUCCCAGAAGAUUGCUACAGCAGACAACGUAGUUCUCGAUGCUUGGCAUGGAGCCUCCGUUUUAGCGGCUUCGCAGAAUUUCCAACGACAGACGUUCACAAAACUCGACUAUGAUGAGCGGGGACCCGACUGGCUGCGCAAGUAUGCAUUCAACCCCACUGAGCAGCAGGGUUUGAGGUGCGGAGAGAGAGGGGUGGGGGAGCAAGCGGAAGGCGAUGGAAUGGAGGUGGCAGCUGGGUGUAAGGGACCAGGGGAGGAGGAUCAGGCGCAGGAAGGGGAUCUGCAGGAGAACCAGAUGGUGAAAAUUGACCCCUUCCAACCUGCGUUUGACCCUGAACCGAUGGAGGUUGACCCGCUCCCGGAAAAUGCCUGCGCAGUGCCAGAAGGUCUACCAUGUGAGGAGGGAGAAGAGGAAGGGACCCCGCCGCAGCACCUGACGGUGGAGCAGAAACUGGUCGAUAUUGCAGACUGGUUAAUAAUCAACUUAAAGGCGAAAUAUGGCCCUCUCACAGACGACUUCUGGGACAGAACGUACCUGGGUCUGUUCCCCAUGUUGGACGCGAGCGCCGCGCUCAAAAACGUCCUGGAAAACGGUCUGCAAUCCAGUGUCAAGUGGACGGAAGCGUGGAACAGAGUGGCCUCCAUUGUGUUAGCAAGGUUCCAGCCGCCCCUUGCACCGCACCCAACAGCAGCAGAGGAGACAACGGUGAGCAAUCAGAUGGGGGAAGUCCCGCCCCUGCCGACCCUUCAGCCACCAGUCCCGCCACCGGACCCGGCCCCCCCGGACCUAGACGAGGACACACCACUGGAUCUUGUGAGAAGAAGGAAAUUAAGGCAUCUGAUGGAGAUGGGCCUGGACACGGGACCGCUGUCGCAAGAGGCGAUGCUGCUACUCCCGGUCCGAAAGAAGAACGGGAAAUGGGAGGUUGGCCUGACACCGGUUGAUAAUGGCAAAAUGAAAGGAGUCACACCGCAAGACUGGUUAAUGACCAACUUAAAGGCGAAAUAUGGCCCUCUCACAGACGACUUCUGGGACAGAACGUACCUGGAUCUGUUCCCCAUGUUGGACACGAGCGCUGCGCUCAAAAACGUCCUGGAAAACGGUCUGCAAUCCGGUGUUAAGUGGACGGAAGCGUGGAACAGAGUGGCCUCCAUUGUGUUAGCAAGGUUUCAGCCGCCCCUUGCACCGCACCCGGCAGCAGCAGAGGAGACAACGGUAAGCAAUCAGAUGGGGGAAGUCCCGCCCCUGCCGACCCUUCAGCCACCAGUCCCGCCACCGGACCCAGCCCCCCUGGACCUAGACGAGGACACACCACUAGAUCUUGCGAGAAGAAUGAAAUUAAGGCAUCUGAUGGAGAUGGGCCUGGACAUGGGACCGCUGUCGCAAGAGGCGAUGCUACUACUCUCGGUCCGAAAGAAAAACGGGAAAUGGGAGGUUGGCCUGACACCGGUUGAUAAUGGCAAAAUGAAAGGAGUCACACUGCAAGGUUGGUCCUCUUUUUGGGUAGGACACUACCGAUUUGAGGCAGCAGCCGGCAUCUUACAACUGCAGCUGGACACGCACGUUGCAGAGUUUAUGCUCCCCGGACCACAGGCCACUGCCCCCCUGAUAACAGACCCUAAUAGAGCCUCUCAAAGAGAUACCCUCAUCCGCUAUGACCCGGCCAAGGACGCAGGCCUAAGAUGUCACACCCAUUCCCAACUGCUGGAUAUGCAAACAGUUAAGACCAGGCCCAGCGAGGCAUGGACAGAACAGGACGUCCAGAGGCACUUGUGUGCCCUUCUCAGGCUGGGUCUCUGAGCAGGGACCGCGGACUAGGCUUGGGAUCAGCUGUCGUGGACUAGACUGUGACUAACAAACAGCCACAGCAAUG